Nelumbo nucifera (sacred lotus) is the source of this 2468-nucleotide messenger RNA. Its product is annotated as IQ domain-containing protein IQM2-like. NCBI's taxonomy places the organism in Eukaryota, Viridiplantae, Streptophyta, Magnoliopsida, Proteales, Nelumbonaceae. The record is from RefSeq and is a predicted model, not a curated record.
GUCAAGAACACGUGGUUGGAAUUUAGCAGCUCUUGAUUUGCUCCCUCCCUUUCCAUCUCCUCCAUCCCCUAUAAAUUUCAUCGGAUGAGAUAGCAUGGAGAGCUAUAACGUUCUCUUAGAUUGUAAAGCAUAAGCUUGUGAGUUGUGAAAAAGGAAGCAAGAAGAAAAGCCACUCUGUAAUAUCCACGACCCAAGACACCAACCCCCCUCCGAUAUCUACCAGUUUCCAAUCUCUUCAUUCUUCAAUUGGGUUCUUCUACUUUCUCUCUCCGUCUUGUCUCUCAUUGUUUCUUCAAUCAACCCAAAACCAAUUUCAUCUCUUCUAGUAACAAGUCUUCACCGCCAAAGACAAGGUUUUCAGUAAGAUCUCCCAGGCUUUAUAAUCGAAAUGGGUAUAUCUUUGUCCUGUCCCUUUGCUGAUUACGAUGAUCUGGAUGACGAUGAUGGGCGCCAAGCUGUUGUCGUUAAACCCAUCAGUUUAGACGGCGAGGAUGCCCGGACGACACUGCGAUCCGUCAGUUUCAAUGGCCGGAAUUCAGAACCUACAAUAAUGAAAUCCUCUGGCUCUGGGAAGAUGGUCUUAGAAGGUUCUGUCAGCUUUAAAAAGAGCGAAAUGGAGACCACGAUCUCAAUAACAACUCCUUCCACAGACAUGGAAAAGAAUGUGGCUGGCAGAUCAGUCAGUUUUAAGAACAAGAACAGAGAAACUGCCAAGGUAUUUCCUGAGCCGGAUAACUGUAUUGGGAAGGUCUCUCCACAGCCCUCGUUAGAUUCAGGCAGCCCGAAGCAUGAAGCGGCAUUGAGGUUGCAGAAAGUGUACAAAAGCUUCAGAACCAGAAGAAAGCUCGCAGACUGUGCAGUUCUAGUGGAGCAACGAUGGUGGAAGUUGCUAGACUUUGCAGAGCUCAAGCGGAGUUCUGUGUCAUUCUUUGACAUUGAGAAGCAUGAGACUGCCAUAUCCCGAUGGUCAAGAGCAAGAACAAGGGCUGCCAAGGUUGGGAAAGGCUUAUCAAAGGAUAAUAAGGCUCAAAAACUUGCUUUACAGCAUUGGCUUGAAGCAAUUGAUCCACGACAUCGUUAUGGACAUAAUCUCCACUUCUAUUAUGUCAAAUGGCUCCAUUGUGAGAGCAGACAGCCCUUCUUCUACUGGCUGGACAUAGGAGAGGGAAAAGAGGUCAAUCUUGUUGACAAAUGCCCUCGAUCAAAGCUUCAACAACAAUGCAUCAAGUACCUUGGUCCGAUUGAAAGAAAGGCUUAUGAAGUUGUAGUGGAGAAUGGGAAGUUCUUCUACAAGCAGACUGGAAAAGUUCUCGACACAUCUGAAGGACCCAAGGAUGGUAAAUGGAUUUUUGUCCUGAGCACAUCCAAGAACUUGUAUGUUGGGCAGAAGAAGAAAGGAACGUUCCAACACUCCAGUUUCUUGGCUGGAGGCGCCACUUCUGCAGCCGGGAGACUAGUUGUGCAAAAUGGUGUAUUGAAGGCAGUCUGGCCACAUAGUGGACAUUAUCGUCCAACGGAAGAAAACUUUCAGGAAUUUAUGACCUACCUCAAGGAACAUAAUGUGGAUCUCACUGAUGUUAAGAGAAGUCCAACUGACGAGGAAGAAGACUCAUUAAGAAAGCAGAGGAGCAGCAUUGGUCUUAGAGAGAACUCCUCCGAACAAGACUUGACUCAGGAAGUGACGGAUUUUGAGGCAGAAGACAUCAAUUCCGAUGACUUGAUUCAAGAACCAACUGAUUCUGCUAAAUUAGUUAGCGAUUCUGAACCAGAACCAGAGGAGUCGAUGAAGACUCAUAACCUGAAAAGCAAAUUGAGUAACCUUAAAAUACCAAAAAGAAAUGAUCUGUUUGAGACGUCAGUGAACCAAUGUCUAUUGGAUGGACCAAGUUGCAACAGUCUCUCAGGGGAAACUUCAUCUAAUGGCUGUGAAACCGCAGAAGAUUUGAUUAUGCCAGAGCAAGAUUAUAUGGUUCCCAAGAGGAAUUUGUUUGAGGAAGAUCAAGAAAAAAAUGAAGAUGAAAUUAUUCCAAAAGAAUCAAUCCUCCAGAGGAUAAAUUCAAAGAAGGGAACAAAGUCAUAUCAACUGGGGAAGCAGUUGUCUUGCAAAUGGACAACGGGGGCUGGACCCCGUAUUGGCUGCUUGAGGGAUUACCCAUCUGAGCUCCAAUUCCGAGCUCUGGAGCAAGCAAACUUGUCUCCAAGAAGUGAUGGGUGUUCUAGAGCUUACUCCUCUCCUAGAAGCUUAAAAGGACUGAGCCCAAGGGUAUCAACACCAACUUCUUUGUGGAGAGAAACAACACCAACCAUAAGAACUAAUCUUAGAUGAGGAGGGACAACUCCCUAAUGAUCUAUUCUUUUGUUUGUAGACAAGAUUAUACAAGAAUUCUUUUUGUACCAUUAAUUUUUUUUUUUAAUUCUUUUGUAGAUCCUGUUGUGAAUUUCAAAAUUGUAGAGUCUUUUGGGCUUUA